Molecule: messenger RNA, 870 nt
Organism: Trichoderma virens Gv29-8
Lineage: Eukaryota; Fungi; Ascomycota; Sordariomycetes; Hypocreales; Hypocreaceae
Exons: 3
Coding region: 1-870 (289 amino acids)
Source: RefSeq, a predicted model, not a curated record
AUGAAUCGCUCAGUGUCCAUCCUGUCCAACCUGUCUGAAAUGUCAGAAUCCUUCGUUUUUGGCACCACCCGCUGGUAUCCCGACGAACCAAAGACGAAUCACGACUACUCGUCUGACCUUCGGGAGCCCAAGUCCAAGACUUCCGAUACCGACAUUGACGACGACUGGUCUGAUAUGCCGACUUACAAUCCGAAGCCCUCAGCCAGGGCCUCUGGCUCCGACAUGGAGAGGGAGCGGCCUGAGCGCCGGCGAUCCAUUAAAGCCGACGUGGACCACGGCGCUGGAUCCAGCUCAUCCGCAUCUACCGGCAGCCGCCCCAUUGCCAUUCCCAGAUCGAGACAAAACAGCUCUGCGUCUGCCAUCACACUCCCUGAGGCCCUGUCCGCCAGGGGUGAGAAGCAAGGUGGUUACUUUCCCCUUCACGAAGAUCCCAAGACUCGCGUGCGCCACACUCAUCCUUUCUACCACGACAUCAAGAGCCACAUCAUGGACCACUCUGUUGAGGACGUGGACACGGGCGCGGAUGCAGACAUCGAUAUGCCCAUGCCCCGGUCCCAGUAUCAUUUAUCCGGCUCCGCAAGGGAUCAUAACGAGCCAUACUGGCUGCCAAGCGAUGAUGAUGAAGAUAGCGAACCCUUUCGCUCCGCCUCGAUGGGCAAGUAUUAUCCUGGAGUCUACGAAAGACGCCAGGCCCAGAAAAAGAGCGGUCGACCAGUUGAACCUGCACCAAGCAACAGGCCACCCGCUUCCCAGUCCAGAACCCCUAGGACUCAGAGGAACAGACCAAAACCAAAGACUCCGGUCCUUGCCCCACGGUCUGCAGCGGCUACCGAAGCCAUCCCCCCCUUGAAGCUGUCAUCAGCUGAGUAA